UCGAAAAAUUAGCAUUAUAGGUCCAGUUAAAGUGUAAGGGCUUUUAUUUUGUAAUUACAUAAAUCCACUUAUAAGAUUAGCGCGUCAGUGACAAAGUGUUUGGAUGCUCUAUUUCGCUACAAACACAUGGCAUUCAAUAAUCCACAAUGUAUGAUGAAAAGCGCACAGAUUCCGAGGAUGAAGAUUCUGACAGUGAUAACGAGUCAACUGGACGACUUUCAUUAUUUGGUGCAUUAACGAGUAUUUUCAUACCUGGUUUCCUUCGCAAGUUGAGGUGUCUGCAAGGCGUUCGCAACAUGUUGAACCUUCCAACCCAGUCGUUCCCUGCGCCGAGCUCCCAGCAGCGGGUCGCUCCGUCCGGCCAGUCGGGGAGAACCAAGGUUGCAUUGAAACCAGGCCACAGUCUAAUGGACUGGAUUCGGUUCUCCAAAAGUGGAAAGGAUCUAACUGGGCUUAGAGGGCGGCUGAUUGAAGUUACCCAGGAAGAACUGCAGAAACACAACACCAGGAAUGACUGCUGGACUUGUAUACGAGGUAUGGUGUAUAAUGUCAGCCCGUACAUGGACUACCACCCUGGAGGAGAAGAUGAGUUGAUGAAGGCUGCGGGCAUGGAUGGAACUGACCUUUUUGACCAGGUCCAUCGGUGGGUAAACUAUGAGUCCAUGUUGAAAGAGUGCCUGGUGGGCAGGAUGGCCACAAAGCCCACCACAAUUUUUAAAGGCAUUCUCCCACCACCUCCACCCGUCUCCAACCCCACUACGCCAGUGACCUCUCUGCCAGUCAAAGACACUACCCCUCGGUAUGAAUGGUUUCAAACCGAGUCGACGGUUCAGCUUAUUAUUUACACCAAAAGGAGGAUACCCAAAUCGGGCUGCACGGUUGUUGACCUUGAUGCUGGUGUACUGCGACUGGAAGUGCUGCUUGGAAAAAUGUCCUACAUAAUACAUUUAUGUCUUUUAGAAGAUGUUGACGGAAACAUUGCUGUUCACACUGCCGCCGCCGUGGGAAAGAUCCAGGUGACUAUCCACAAGCGGGCAAAAGGAAAAUGGAAGAGCCUCGGUCAGCCAUUGGAAUUCCACAACACGUUUUUGUGCAAAAAAGACAGAGCUCUUUUCUUUCGGGAUUGUGAGUUGGUGUCUAGGACUGAAGUGACCCAUAACACACACGUGCUUCAGUUGCAACUUCCACGUGGGACUGUCAUGCACGUGCCUGUUGGGAAACACGUCUACCUCAAAUCCCUCAUUCAAGAAACUGAAGUCGUGAGACCGUACACCCCAAUAGACCAGGAACUUUCCGUUGGGACCGAUCCCGCUCCAGAAAAAACACACCUCUACCUCAUGAUUAAAUUCUAUAGUGAUGGAGCCCUGACUCAACAUCUCAACAGCCUGCAUAUCGGUGACCAUGUAUCAGUUAGUGGUCCAGAGGGUACCUUCAGUCUCCGCCCCCUCCGUGAUGUCACAGUUCUUUACCUGUUAGCAGCCGGCACAGGCUUCACUCCAAUGGCUCGUCUCAUUCGACUGGCACUACAGGAGAUGAACACUGUCAGAAAUGCCCAACUGCUGUUUUUUAAUCGACGGGAAGAGGACAUUCUGUGGCGAAGGGAAUUGGAUGAACUUGCUGCCAAGGAGGAAAGGUUCCGCGUGGAACACAUCCUGUCUGAGCCAUGUGAAAGCUGGACAGGCAGGAAGGGGAGAGUGGAUGAGGCCAUACUCAAUGACUUUCUCAUUAGGCCAGACGGGUCAAAGUGCUACGUGUGUGUAUGUGGUCCCACUGCCUUUACAGAGCUAACAAUUAGGUUGGUGAAGCAGCAGGGCUUCACUGAAGAGGAGCUCCACUGCUUCCAGGGUUGACGUGCUGCAGCAAACCUGCAAAGACUGCAUGUGCCUUUGAGUGACAAUCAGAUAUGAUCAGAAUUUAUAUAGACAGUAUAUAUUUAUGUGUUUUGAGGAAGUAACAAUGUAUUUCUAUGCAUCAAGGAUGUGAUGAUAUAAAACAGCUGACAGACCACAAUACAUACCCCACCGACAACGUUGCAUUGGUGCAAUAUUCCCGAGUAUGCAACACACAAAAGCACAGUCAAAUUAAUAGUCCUCAAUAUUUUACUUCUAUUUUCUGCAUCUUUUAGGAACAUUUCAGUCCAAAUGCACUGGCUCUUUAUUUUUUUGCACUAAAACCAGUCGUACUGAAAAUUAGUGUGCAAAACCGACACGGACAGCGUUUGUUGAUAGUAAUGCAGCAAUGUGAAAGCGGCCUUAGAAAGACUUUUUCUUUUAAGCAACAGUAACGUGUCAAGUUUGUAGUCGAUGCAUUGGAUAUACAAGCUAACUCGAUCCAUGGAGUCUGUAUACUUUAAAAAUCCAUUGUUUUAUUCAAUGUCAUAAUGCUGUACCGGAGGCAUAUGGCGUUCACCACUCACCAGCAAGCAGGAAAUGGUAUAAGACAAGAACCAAUCAUGAGUGAUUAUGAAUUACGAUUAUAUAGAAACCGUCAAUAUGAGUGCCACCAUUAGAGAUAAAUCAGUAAUAUACAAUGUAAACAUGUACGGCAGAAUGGGGGUUGGGUGCAUCAUCCAAUCAUCUUUCAGUAGUCAUCCCUACAUUACAUUGAGCCUUAAGAUUUUGGCAUGAAAUGUGUAUCCCUGCCAUUUCCCAACUCAAUGUAACAAACAGGAAAUUAACUACCAAAGAAACUCUGGGCUCAUGAGGUUUAAUUAAAGGACGAGGCUUAAGUAACCGUUCAGAAGGACUUUGCAACUACUUACUGGAGAGAUACUAGUUUCCACUUCCUGACUACUGCCAAGGUACCCUUGAAACAGGAACCGAUAUAAUAAAACAAUGUACCUUUUUGCGGAACUGUACUGUAUAUUAAAAUAUGUACAUAAGAUGCAACAUAAGAGCUAACAUUAUAUUGGAUCUAUAGCGACCCAUUUAGGAUUCUUAUAUUGAUACAGACGUGGUUGGACGGUUGUAACUGCAUCUGAAAACAUUCUAUACUGUAACCCCCAAUCAGUUUGUUUUAUCAUAUGGUAAAAAAUGUGUGUAAUGUUGACCUAAUAGUAAAAAACUG
This is a messenger RNA of Doryrhamphus excisus (bluestripe pipefish), 3066 nucleotides long. It is a transcript of the gene cyb5r4, whose product is annotated as cytochrome b5 reductase 4. The record is from RefSeq and is a predicted model, not a curated record. Gene Ontology annotation, molecular function: heme binding; cytochrome-b5 reductase activity, acting on NAD(P)H. Gene Ontology annotation, cellular component: cytoplasm; endoplasmic reticulum. Gene Ontology annotation, biological process: superoxide metabolic process. NCBI's taxonomy places the organism in Eukaryota, Metazoa, Chordata, Actinopteri, Syngnathiformes, Syngnathidae.